This is a messenger RNA of Andrographis paniculata, 1495 nucleotides long. RefSeq names its product pectin acetylesterase 8-like. Lineage: Eukaryota; Viridiplantae; Streptophyta; Magnoliopsida; Lamiales; Acanthaceae. Gene Ontology annotation, biological process: cell wall organization. Gene Ontology annotation, molecular function: pectin acetylesterase activity. The transcript is spliced from 12 exons. Gene Ontology annotation, cellular component: plant-type cell wall. The coding region runs from base 44 to 1276 and encodes 410 amino acids. The record is from RefSeq and is a predicted model, not a curated record.
AUAUAUAACAACUCAGCAUAUGUAAUGCCUCAAGAAAGCAACAAUGGGAAGAAUUCAGCAACAGCAGCAAUGGAUAGUGCAGAUUGUGAUUUUCCUGAUUUUUGUGCUCAGAGUUGAAAGCCAAUCUGUUCAUAUUUCUUAUCUUGAGAGUGCUGUCGCAAAAGGGGCUGUGUGUUUGGAUGGAAGUCCUCCAGCCUACCAUUUUGAUAGAGGAUUUGGAUCAGGGAUUAAAAAUUGGUUGAUUUGGUUUCAGGGAGGAGCAUGGUGCAACACUGUUGCCGACUGCCUCGACCGGAGUAAAAGCUAUAUAGGUUCUUCGAAGUUCAUGAAUAAAACCAUCGAGUUUGCCGGAAUUCUCUCAAACAAGGCUACAAAAAACCCCGAUUUUCAUAAUUGGAAUCGAAUCCAAGUUAAUUACUGCGACGGAGGAUCGUAUACCGGCGAUGUCGAAGAAGUGGAUCCGUUUACGAAUCUUCACUUUAGAGGAUCAAGGAUCUUCGAUGCUGUAGUCGAAGAAUUUUUAGGUUUAGGAAUGGUCGAUGCCCAUAAUGUGCUAAUCUCCGGAAGCUCGGCAGGAGGAUUGACAACGAUGCUCCAUUGCGAUAAAUUCAAAGAACUUCUCCCCUGGACCAUCCACGUAAAAUGCUUGGCAGACGCCGGCUAUUUCCUACAUGUAAAUACUAUUUCGGGAGCUCCUCACUUCGAAAGUUUUUACGCUGAAGUCGUUGCAUUGCAUGGAUCAGCCAAGAAUUUGCCAUCUUCGUGUACUCGGAGAAUGAAACCGAGUUUGUGCUUUUUCCCGGAAAAUGUGGUUCAAGAUAUUCGAACGCCCCUUUUCCUUAUAAACUCCGCCUACGAUUGGUAUCAGAUAAACUUUAUAUUCAUACCAAAUGUCUCGGAUCCUAAUGAAAUUUGGAUGAAAUGCAAGCUCAAUAUUGUCAAAUGCUCGAGAGAGGAGCUCGAGGUUUUGGACGGGUACAGAGAUAAACUUAUCAAGGCAUUGGGCAAUGCGCGCCCGUCAACGGGGAUCUACAUAAAUUCUUGCUUCGUGCAUACCCAAAUCGACGUAGACUCUUGGUUCAGUGAAGAUUCUCCCCGUUUAGCCGGAAAGAGGAUUGCCGAAGCAGCUGGAGAUUGGUAUUUUAACAGAGGUCCACUGUUCCGGGUGAUCGACUGUCCAUUCCCUUGCGACAAAACUUGUCACAACGAUGUUCUUGGAUCUCACGACCAAUCUAUAGUCGACGACGCGCUAUUUCAAGAACAUACUUAUACGUGAGAAGUGUUCUUUGGAUGAUAUACAUAUAUUAUAUGCUUCGAUGAGGAUUCAUCGAGGCUUUUAAACUAGUAAAUAAUUUGCUACCGAAAUGGAAGAGCGACGCUCUCCAAUUCGGGGGCUAUUUUUCGAUGUCAUAAUUCUCCAUGUAUUUUGCUUAUUAUUAUGUAUCGAAGAAUAUUACGUUGCUAAGUGUUGAGGACUCCCGUUUGCGGGAUAUAA